UCCGUCCGCCGCAGCAGAAUCUCCAUCAGCCGCUCCAACGUGAACUCAGCACGGGAAGCGUCUGUCAAACACGACGCAAACAGCGUCUUGUCAGUAGAUUGGUCCCUCUCAGCAUCAGAUAUGGAAGCGGCAUUCUCCUCCAGUCAGUGCAGUUAUGAAGAGUAUAAGGAGACAGCAGACUGGCUACUGGCCCACACGGAGCAGCGUCCUAAAGUAGCCAUCAUCUGUGGUUCAGGCCUGGGCGGUCUGGCUGACCUGCUGGAUGACAAGACUGCGUUCCCGUAUAAGGAUAUUCCACGUUUUCCCACCAGCACUGUGCCGGGCCAUGUCGGUCAGCUGGUGUUCGGGAGGCUGCAGGGCCGUGAGUGUGUCUGCAUGCAGGGGAGAUUCCACUUCUACGAGGGCUACAACAUACACACUGUGACGUACCCGGUGCGAGUCUUCUUCCUGCUGGGCGUGGAAACUCUGAUUGUGACAAAUGCGGCGGGGGGACUCAACGGCAGCUACAAUUUGGGAGACAUCAUGCUCCUAAAGGAUCACAUCAACAUGCCAGGCUUUGCAGGGCAGAACCCGCUUUGUGGACACAAUGAUGACAGGUUUGGAGUGCGUUUUCCUUGCAUGUCGGAUGCCUACGACCGUGAGCUGAGGGCUCUGGCCAAGCAAACGGCAAAGGAGCAGUGCUGCGACGGCUUCCUGCAAGAAGGGGUUUACUGCAUGCUGGCUGGGCCGUCAUAUGAGACCAUUGCAGAGUGCAGAGCACUGCAGAUGCUGGGAGCGGAUGCUGUGGGUAUGAGUACAGUGCCAGAGGUGGUUGUGGCUCGUCACUGUGGCUUGCGUGUCUUGGGUCUCUCCCUCAUCACCAACAACGUUGUGACGGAUUAUGACAGCGUUGAGAAGGCAAACCAUGAGGAGGUGCUGAGGACCGCCCAGCACAGAACCCAGGACCUCCAGAGGCUCGUCAGCCACCUCAUCGUCAAGAUCUAGUACCUUCAUCUGAAAUCUGCAGACUAAAAACAUGUCCAGCCUCCCAAUUAUAGCAUUGGUGAAUGGGAUUGCUUUGAGGUUAAAAAUGUUUUGGUGCAGAUGGUAAACUGGUCAAGUAUGUGUGGAUAGGUUAUAACUUGAGGUAGUGGGCAGAAGAAAGAAGUGUUUUGAGAAUGUCAAUAUGCCACUUGUAAUAGCUGGAAAUGUCCAUGGCAUUUGACUAAUAUUGACUAUUGUAUGUGUCUUUUGCUAUUCGGUGCUAUUGUAGUAUCUGGAUUUAUAACGGACAUUUUAUUUUUGGUAACAAAGAAACUCGUAUGAACUUUAGCCUACAUUCGCUGGACACUUCUCUGGAAACAUCUGGAAAGAAUUAGGGAUGCCCUUGUUGGCUUGGUUCCAAAAGGAUGAUAGCCAUUGGUCAA
Molecule: messenger RNA, 1406 nt
Organism: Perca flavescens (yellow perch)
Lineage: Eukaryota; Metazoa; Chordata; Actinopteri; Perciformes; Percidae
Gene: pnp6
Product: purine nucleoside phosphorylase 6
Exons: 6
Coding region: 121-984 (287 amino acids)
Biological process (GO): nucleoside metabolic process
Cellular component (GO): cytoplasm
Molecular function (GO): purine-nucleoside phosphorylase activity
Source: RefSeq, a predicted model, not a curated record